UACAUGGCAGCAGACGUGGUGCUGGUGCCUUCGCUCAACGAGGUGCUUCCUCUUGUCAUCGGCGAAGCCAUGGCCUUCAACAAGCCCGUGGUCUGCAGCGCCAUCGACGGCAUCCCCGAGGCCGUGGACCACCAAGUGGACGGCCUGCUGGUGCCUCCAGCCGACGCCCAAGCUCUCAGCGACGCCAUCUACAAGCUCCAUCAGAGUCCCGAGCUGCGGAACACCAUCGGCAAGGCCGGCCGCGACCGCGUGCUGCGGCAGUUCUCCUACGACGUGAUGGCGUCCAACUACGACAAGAUCAUGAACAAGCUCAUCAGCAAC
Molecule: messenger RNA, 321 nt
Organism: Guillardia theta CCMP2712
Lineage: Eukaryota; Cryptophyceae; Pyrenomonadales; Geminigeraceae
Exons: 1
Biological process (GO): pyrimidine deoxyribonucleotide catabolic process
Molecular function (GO): glycosyltransferase activity; 5'-nucleotidase activity
Source: RefSeq, a predicted model, not a curated record